AUGGAAUUUAGAUUACUCUCUCCAGAAUUAAGCUUAUCAUCACGAGCUGAAGACUAUGAAGUGGAUGAAGAAGAAAAUUUGGAAUUACCACCAAGUCCAAUAUUUGAAACAACGGAACAAGCCAAACAAGUCAUUGGAGAUUUCUCGAAUAUGGUAUUUGAUAUGGUAGUGAUCGGAGUGUAUGGAGCUGGCAGCCAAUUUGUGAGAGGAGCCUUUGUGGAUCGAAUGAAUGAAUUGAAAUUGAUUCAUGUGGCUUCCAUCCGAGCAUCACCACAAGAAGCCGAUACUAGAACACGAUUAAAGAAGGACAUUACCGACAAGAUUUACUAUUAUUCAUCAACAUCAUCAUUGGAAAGUAAUGAUGCAUUGAAAAUUUUGAUUGUGGAUGGCGGAAAUGUUAUUGAACAAAAACACAAUGCUCAAUAUUGUACUGUGAAAGAAACUCAUCAAAAUGCAUAUGUCACCUAUUUAUAUUCUAAAUUAAUUAUUGAUAACAUCAAAGCGAAUAGAUUUGUUAUUCUUGACAGCAUCUUGGCCAGCUCUUUUACUGCUGGAGACAAGAGGCAAGUGAGACCACCACUUUUGAGAUGUCUGAGGACACAAGCUGACAAGAAUUCAUUCAAACAUGCAUUGCUUUUACCGCCAUAUUUGGAGUCUCCAAACUUGAUGACUGGUGUAGCUGCAUCAAUUUUGACCAUGCUCGAGCAUAGAAAUUUGAAUGGAAUUUUACUUUGCUCUCUAGAAGAAAAUCAUGCUUUGGAACAAGUGACCAUGAAAGCUUUUGAGAAGAGUGUUUUUGGAAUUCUAGUCAAACAAACGGGCAGCGAGGAGGCCAACAGCUUGAAUGCAACACCACUCUCUCCUCUCACACCAAACUCUGCUCUCAAAUACAAGACCUUGAGCUCGAGUACCGAGCAUCACGCUCUGUAUUUGUAA
Molecule: messenger RNA, 936 nt
Organism: Naegleria lovaniensis
Lineage: Eukaryota; Heterolobosea; Eutetramitea; Acrasida; Naegleriidae
Exons: 1
Coding region: 1-936 (311 amino acids)
Biological process (GO): proteasome core complex assembly
Cellular component (GO): endoplasmic reticulum
Molecular function (GO): proteasome binding
Source: RefSeq, a predicted model, not a curated record